AUGAAUGGAUCCAGUGUGGCAAACACAUCCCCCAAUGUAAACUCCACAGAGGACCAGGGGUUAAAUGGGCAUGAUGAGAAGGAAAACCCAUUUGCAGAGUACAUGUGGAUGGAGAAUGAAGAGGAUUUUAACAGACAGGUGGAGGAGGAGCUGCUGGAGCAGGACUUCUUGGACCGGUGCUUCCAGGAGAUGCUGGACGAGGAAGACCAAGACUGGUUUAUUCCAUCGCGAGACCUGCCUCAGGCCAUGGGACAGUUGCAACAACAGUUAAAUGGACUAUCUGUCAGCAACGGUCAUGAUUCUGAAGAUAUUUUGAGCAAAAGUAACCUGAACCCGGAUGCCAAGGAAUUUAUUCCAGGAGUGAAGUACUGA
Messenger RNA from Pipistrellus nathusii (Nathusius's pipistrelle), 372 nucleotides. Lineage: Eukaryota; Metazoa; Chordata; Mammalia; Chiroptera; Vespertilionidae. The record is from the annotation of a GenBank genome assembly.